GGCCAUGAUUGAUCCUCAGCUCUCCAACAGUGCUCCACGGACCAUAUCAUCAUCAGAUGGCCCUGCUGAUAUCUCAGUAUGCCUACCUACUCCAGCUGCUGCCUCCAGCUUGAUCACUCCAAUAACAACGAAAGAAAUACAACCUCCUUCGAAACCAUCAACCACUCCUGAAGCACCACCAACGACCACCCCGAAUGGAUCAGCAACCACUCCCAACCUACUCGCGACGAGCCUGGAUGAGGCGGACGGGAAGACGCCCCACAUGUGGUCGACCAAUGAAAAGCGCAAGCUCCUUGAGCUCAUCGAAAUCAGAAUCUCGGCUGGACGGGCGACAGACACAAACGAUAAUCUGAAGAAGGAAGACUGGGCGCACGUACUCGACGGCCUCAAUGAGCACUUCAACCUCAAUCUCAGUUGCGACCAAAUCAAGAAUCAGAAGAAUGUCCUCCGAAGGCUUUACUUCGAUUACAAGUUUCUGUCCCAACAACCAGGCUUUGAUUGGGACAACGAGAAAUCGACAGUUAAAGCAGAUCCAAGCGCGUGGGAUCAGCUCAUCCAAUCUCAUCCCAGAAGGAACUUUGGUAAAUUGAAAAACAAGUCAUUUCCAGUAUUCGAAGUCGCCGCGCGAGUCUUUUCGGGAACCGACAAGAUUACCGAUCCCACCAACAAGCACAUUCUACCGAUGAACGGUAGCGAUCCUGGCACAGAUCUUGGUCCAUCGAAAAGUGUCAAGAAGAAUAAACAGAAGAGGAAACGAUCUACAUUCUCUUAUGGUUCGUGUGAGAAUAGCGAAGGUGAAAUUGAGAAGCCCGUCGAAUCUUCCACCGCACCAAGACCGAUCUCCAGCAACAAGCGAACAGAAGAAACGAAUGAGUCGGUGGUAACCGAAGGAAUAGAGGGAUUGAUAGGAGCCAUCAACAAUGCCAAUGCCUCUUUAGGACCUCUAAGACCCGGUUCGGCCUCUCUUGUUGAAGAAUCUGGGAGUGGACCAUCGAACGCGCAACAGACGAUUUGCGACAAGGCACUCCAAUCGCUUGCCACUCACUUCCUUAACGAGGUCGACGAUGAGAGAUAUAUCGAGUAUGUCUUGGUCCUCGAGGAUGAGAAGAAAUCCGCUACCUUCUUGUCCUUAAUCAACACAUCCAAGAAGAUUUCUCAUAUGUGGCUCGAUCGACAAGUGGUCUGUGGUCUUCAUUAGCUUGUCUUCUUGUUCAAAAUUUACUCCACACAAAAGCAAAGAACAAUCUUCAUCAUUCCCAAUCCCCUCUCCUAAACUGACUAUAUGCUUAUGUAACAAUUGGUAUCUAUCCGGCCAUCAGCUCUGAUUUUCUUUGAUCUUUGCAAUAUAUAGUCUCUCUUCUUA
This is a messenger RNA of Puccinia graminis f. sp. tritici CRL 75-36-700-3, 1363 nucleotides long. RefSeq lists its product as uncharacterized. NCBI's taxonomy places the organism in Eukaryota, Fungi, Basidiomycota, Pucciniomycetes, Pucciniales, Pucciniaceae. The transcript has 2 exons. The record is from RefSeq and is a predicted model, not a curated record. Bases 5 to 1198 code for a protein of 397 amino acids.